Messenger RNA from Zea mays, 1372 nucleotides. RefSeq lists its product as uncharacterized. Gene Ontology annotation, molecular function: ATP binding; kinase activity. The record is from RefSeq and is a predicted model, not a curated record. Gene Ontology annotation, biological process: phosphorylation; phospholipid biosynthetic process. The coding region runs from base 113 to 1081 and encodes 322 amino acids. The transcript is spliced from 12 exons. Lineage: Eukaryota; Viridiplantae; Streptophyta; Magnoliopsida; Poales; Poaceae.
AUGUGUUUCGUCGCGCUCAUGGCGUAAUAAAACACAGUAGGAGGCGCAUUCCCACGCUUUCUCGGCUUCUCCAUCCAGAGUGGAUCGGGAUAAUAAGCGGCAGGACACCGUCAUGGCUGCGCCGGCGACGCCGAGGCAGUCGCUGAUCCUCCCACGUGCCUCCUCGCACUCGCACUCCCAACCCAGCGCCGGCGGGCUCACCUCUUACCGCGUCACCGCCUCCCACCGCCGGCGCGGCGAUUUCGUUUUCGUCGUCAACCCCUUGGGCGCCAAUGGCCGCACGGGAAAGCAGUGGAAGCAGUUGCUGCCGCUUCUCCGCACCCGCCUCGCUGACCAGUGCAACAUUUGCGAGUGCAUCACUUCGGGCCCAUCCCAUGCCAUAGAUGUCACAAGGGAGGCUAUAAAGGAUGGGGUUGAUGCCGUGAUAGCUGUUGGAGGUGAUGGUACACUUCAUGAGGUGGUCAAUGGUUUCUUUUGGGAAGGAAGUCCAGUGUGUGCUCUGGAUCGAGGGCCUGAUCAUUCGACGGCGCUGGGUCUCAUUCCACUUGGAACUGGCUCAGAUUUUGCUCGGACAUUUGGCUGGACAAAUGAUCCCCAUGACGCGAUUGAUCGAAUUGUGAGAGGAGUAAAAUCAAAACUAGACGUAGGCGUGAUGGAGGGUCCAAACAGAGAACCACACUUCUUUGUUAAUGUUGCUGAUAUCCAUUUGAGUGCUAAGGCAGGUUAUUUUGCUUCUAUGUAUAAGAGUUUUGGUAACUUAUGCUAUGUAUUUGGAGCUUUAAGAGCCUUUUGGGGACAUAAUAAUCAAGAUAUGAGAAUAAAGGUAAAUGGGGGAGAAUGGAGAACUGUUCAUAACGUCACAGCCCUGUGCAUAGGGAAUGCCAAAUACUUCGGUGGUGGUAUGAAGAUAACUCCAACAGCUGAUCCGUUUAGUGGCAACCUUGAGGUUGUUAUUCUUCAAGAUUUCAAAUGGUACGACUUUAUUCUGAAGCUACACAGGCUCUAUGGAGGUACACAUCUAUCAGUGAAUGGUGUUUCGUCAAUGAGCAUUGCUUUUGCAGGGUCCAAUCAAUUGAAGUAGCAGAGGUGGCGGCUAGCGGUGGCGUCUUUGUGCAAUCUGACGGAGAGCAUUUCGGCUUUCUGCCGACCAAGUUUUCAGUCCUUCCCCGUGCAGUUGAUUUCUUCUGCUAGAUCAGCAAGUGGGCUGCAUUCAUCCCCUGCGCAUGAGACAAGUUCUGCCGUGCUGUAGCACUCCGCCAUGUAACUAUAAUUUAGCCCUGUCAUAUCGAAUGUUUGAACCUCCAUUCCGGGUAUUAAAUGUAGUCGAAUUAUAAAACUAAUUUCUCAGCCGAAGAUUAAAAGACGAGACAAA